UUAUGUUUCAAUUCUACACUUUAGUUUCGUGUGAGGCACGCGAAAUUAACCUGGCCACCAAACAUCGAGGUUCAGAACAUCAGCUGAUGCAUUGCGAAUUUGACAAAAAUAGUACUGAAUAUUAUCUGCGGCGUAAUGAACAUAAAUUAAACGAAUGCCUUAAACUGGCUGCUACACUACCUAAACGCUUUCCCACCUCGUGUUUGAACUUGACGAGUGGUAUCCAUGAGAUACAAAUUCGAAAGGGAAAUCCUUUUCAAGUGCUAUGCGAUGGUGAUGGUUGGAUAAUCAUUCAGCGACGAUUCAAUGGAAGCCAAGAUUUCAAUAAGAGCUGGGAGGAAUACGUUAAUGGAUUUGGCGACUUGAAUGGAGAGUUCUUCAUGGGUUUAGAAAAACAGCAUCUUGUAACCAGUUUAAAAAAACACGAUAUGCACUUUAAAUUAACAUCUAUAAGGGGCGUAUCUAUGGGAAAAUAUGAUAACUUUAGGAUUGGAAAUGCAGCAUCUCUCUACACAUUGCAAUCAAUAGGAAAAUUUUAUGGCUUUCAGUAUGAAAAUAAUUUGGAAAGGCAUGUCAAUCAGAAAUUUACAACAUAUGAUAGAAAUAAUAUUCCAAAUGAUUAUAAAAAUUGCGCUGCAAACGGAAUGGGCGGAUGGUGGUAUCCAGAAUACUGUGGCGAUAGUAAUCUAAAUGCACCAUUCGGAAAGGAUAGUGGUAUAGUUUGGCCCUGGAGAGGUGGAACCUCUUCAAUCAUGAAAAUUCGACAACAUGGAUAUUGAAAAGUCUUAUCUUAUUUUCUUACUCUUUUCUUGAUUAACAACGAAUUAAAUUGUUUUAUGCUUAGUGCAGUUUAAUAUUUCCCCUA
Molecule: messenger RNA, 865 nt
Organism: Drosophila albomicans
Lineage: Eukaryota; Metazoa; Arthropoda; Insecta; Diptera; Drosophilidae
Product: ficolin-1-like
Exons: 2
Coding region: 3-779 (258 amino acids)
Source: RefSeq, a predicted model, not a curated record